AGUUCAGCAGAAAGCAAAUCAGGUAUCGGCGGCCAUGCUCCGGGUCUACCAGGGCCUAUUUCGUCCCUAUGUUGGACUCUCCAUGCGGUUAAGCAGCAGUAGGAUAGACCCGAAGGGCAUCCUGGCCAAUCGGGUAGCCGUGGUCACAGGGUCCACUGAUGGGAUUGGCUUCGCCAUCGCCCGGCGUCUGGCUGAGGACGGGGCGCAUGUGGUGGUCAGCAGCCGGAAACAGCAGAACGUGGACCGGGCAGUGGCCACACUGCAGGGGGAGGGGCUGAGUGUGGUGGGCACCGUGUGCCACGUGGGGAAGGCCGAGGACAGGAAGCGGCUGGUGGCCACGGCCCUGGAGCACAGCUCAGGCGUGGACUUCCUGGUGUGCAAUGCAGGGGUCAACCCCCUGGUGGGGAGCAUCCUGGGGGCCAGUGAGCAAGUGUGGGACAAGAUCCUGGACGUGAACGUGAAGGCCCCAGCCCUGCUGCUGCGUCAGCUGCUGCCCCACAUGGAGAAGAGGGGGAGGGGUGCUGUCAUCCUGGUCUCCUCCAUUUCAGCUUACAUGCCCCUGGUGGAGCUGGGUGCCUACAAUGUCAGUAAGACAGCCGUGCUGGGCCUCACCAGGUCUCUGGCACUGGAGCUGGCCCCCAAGGACAUCCGGGUGAACUGCUUGGUUCCGGGACUAAUCAAGACUGACUUCAGCAGAAUGUUACAUGAGAAUGAGACUUUCUGGAACAGCCUCAAGCAAAUCCAGAAGCUUCAGAGGCAAGCAGGGUGUGGCGCUUCAGUGGUCUGGGUCUGGUUGGGGAGGUGCAGCUGUGUCUAUCUCAAGAGCAGACCCCUGCCUGUGUCUCUGCCAUUCCUUUGGCUGGAAUCUGGGCCCCAAACAGCCCUGGAGGGUGCAGGUAGCUCUGCUGAGCCCCCCUGGUCUCCCCGUGGCACCACUCCCACUGCAGCAGCAGAGCCAGGGCUGAGGUCACAGAUGCUGUGUGUUCUGUCCUUCCAUCCAGGAUAGGGCACCCUGAGGACUGUGCGGGACUCGUGUCCUUCCUGUGCUCUCCAGACGCCAGCUACAUCAACGGCGAGAACAUUGUGGUGGCUGGCUUCUCCCCUCAGCUCUGACCAG
Messenger RNA from Manis pentadactyla (Chinese pangolin), 1117 nucleotides. RefSeq names its product dehydrogenase/reductase SDR family member 2, mitochondrial-like. The record is from RefSeq and is a predicted model, not a curated record. NCBI's taxonomy places the organism in Eukaryota, Metazoa, Chordata, Mammalia, Pholidota, Manidae. The transcript has 7 exons. Gene Ontology annotation, molecular function: carbonyl reductase (NADPH) activity. Bases 35 to 1006 code for a protein of 323 amino acids.